AGCGGUCAUACUGCGUCGGCCAUUUGUCUUUGUGAGCGUGACAGGAAAAAGUUCUGUGAAAAUCGAACAAGAAUUUCAGCGAGCAACUCAACCACAUCGUCUGAUUUAAACUGGAAAAAAUGGGAUCCCGCAACGAGUGCCGCAUAUACGUGGGCAACCUACCGCCAGACAUCCGCACGAAGGACAUCCAGGAUCUGUUCCACAAGUUCGGCAAAGUUACAUUUGUGGACCUAAAGAAUCGGCGUGGGCCGCCAUUUGCUUUUGUUGAGUUCGAAGAUGCGCGCGAUGCCGAUGAUGCGGUGAAGGCGCGCGACGGCUACGACUACGACGGGUACCGCCUACGCGUGGAAUUCCCACGGGGCGGUGGUCCGGGCAGCUAUCGCGGCGGCAACCGCAACGACCGCAGCCGCGACGGCGGUGGACGCAUGGGCGGACGCGGACCUCCGGCCAAGCGCUCGCAGUACCGCGUCAUGGUCACCGGACUGCCCGCCUCCGGAUCGUGGCAGGAUCUCAAGGAUCACAUGCGCGAGGCCGGCGACGUCUGCUUCGCGGACACCUACAAGGACGGGUCCGGCGUUGUGGAGUUCCUGCGCCACGAGGACAUGAAGUACGCCAUCAAAAAGCUGGACGACUCGCGCUUCCGUUCGCAUGAGGGCGAGGUUGCCUACAUUCGCGUUCGCGAGGAUAGCGGCGAUAACGAUCGCAGUGGUGGUGGCGGCGGUGGCAGCGGUGGAGGUGGUGGCGGCGGUGGUGGAGGUGGAAGCCGUGACUACCGCGACAGAUCUCGCUCGCGUUCGUUCUCGUCAAGACCGCGUCGUCGGGGCACACCAACCUACUCCCCAGUGCGACGUCAAUCUUAUUCCAGGUCUCGCUCUCGCUCUAACUAUUAAACACUACCAAGCAUUAUCCAUUAAUCUAUAAUAUUUCUAUGAGCAGGAAACAUUAGGAAAAGCAAGCUAAAUUAAGAAUCCCCAUUGAAUAUUUGUUCAAGACCGACCCCAUAUAUAUGCCACUUUGUAAAUUGUCUGUUCAAGCCAUCUGCAAAACAAUCAAGUUAGGUCAUUCAAAUUCCGAACUCUCAUCGAAACCGACAUACAAACCUAUUUCCAAACAAUCACUUGCUUUUCCAACUGUAUCACACGUUCUAAGAAGCAGAGAUGUUCUCUUAAAUUAUAAUCCACCGGACAUAAUUUGACAAAAACAGUUCAAAAAUGGCACUGGUAAAGCAGGGAUAUCUCUUUGGCCCCAACCCCUCGGCAUUCCUUGACUUGCUUUUGUUUUAUUUUGAGCCUUUGCCUCUGCACACUAAAAUUAUAUUAUAAACCAAACCUUGGCUGCAAAUUUACCAAGCGUAAUUUAUUAGAAUCUACCUUAACGAAAACAAGAAACAUCGAUACAGAAUAAAUAUGUCUAUAAUGAGAGAAAGAAACAGAAACCCGAACACAACGCAAUGUCAACAACAUUGAAAAACAAACUAUUAAUACUUUAAUUUUUAUUUUCUUCUCUUCCCCAUUUUGCGCGUUUAUGUUUGGAGAGUGAGGAGGAUGUGGAGGAUGAGGAUAAAUGGAGGAGGAGGAGGAGGAUAUUUUGAUGUUGAUUUUGGCGUGGAUUGGAUAAAUUUGGAUUAAAAUUAGAGGAGGCAGGACAUGUCUAUAGAUCUUAUGAACAUAGAAUGUUUAUGAGAUGGUAAUCAGGAAUGGAUUUGGAUUUAGGAUUGUUCCCUUCGCUAGGACAACGUGGGAUGCAGUGUCCCACGGCUAACUCGCACCUCGGAGGAGGAGGAGGAGGAGACAGGAAUUUCGCAUUGUUAAAAGGAUUUGUGUGUGAGCUUUGUUCGUGUUCAGGUUAACGGAUGUGUGGAGGAGGAGGAGGAUUUCAAUGACAUCGGUAACGGUGAGGAACACCUGAGUUGCCCUUGGACAGGACUAGAGCGAACAGUUUCGGACUCGGACGCAUCUCUUCGAGCCUCGCCCCUUCUUCGGCAUCCACCUAACGGUCGGGAUUAGGAUUCGCUUGGACAGACUCACACGCGUUGUUGUCGCCUUCUUCGGAUCGCACCCCAAACACUAGCUCACCCAGGGAACCGCGUAUUUCGAGGCCUUCGCGCCCCUGUCGUUAUCAUUUCACGGAUUUGCUGUGCAUCAUCCAACGUUGACUUGAGCCCAACGCUGGAUAGUGGAUAGUGGUCCUUGGUUUGGUCCGCUCCGAUUCGUUCCUGUCUCCCUCAGUCUCGCCUCUCAGUGGUAUGUUCGAUUGCCACAACUAUUUUAACUUAACUUUUAAUUUGCGUUUAUUAGUUCUUAAUUUAUAUACAAUACUUUUACCCAACUCUUUCGACUCCAUUGGUGUUGUUGCCUCCGAAAUGUGGCGAUUGUCGCGUGUGCGUUUUUGUUUUCCAUGUUUUGACUAGAAGGGCGAAAUUCCUUAGCCCCGACUAUAGCCCACACCCACUGCAUUUGCAUGAACUUUCUUUUUCCCAAUAUAUACAAUGUAAUAAUACCCACAAAAAGCAAUCUUAGACCUGAGAGCCGACAUCUCUGUGUUCUCUUUGUGCUUAUCCAUCAACCUACAGGCCAUAGUCUUUACAUAUUUUUGAAAUAUAAUCCACCUUUACAAUAAAUAUUCAUAUGAACUGAA
Molecule: messenger RNA, 2637 nt
Organism: Drosophila biarmipes
Lineage: Eukaryota; Metazoa; Arthropoda; Insecta; Diptera; Drosophilidae
Gene: SF2
Product: serine/arginine-rich splicing factor 1B
Exons: 4
Coding region: 120-890 (256 amino acids)
Cellular component (GO): nucleus; ribonucleoprotein complex; cytoplasm
Molecular function (GO): mRNA binding
Source: RefSeq, a predicted model, not a curated record